CUAUAAAUCUAGCGAUCCCGAAAGUGUUCUGCCCCACUUCUGCACUUGUUCAUCUCUACUCUUCUUUUCUUUUUCUUUUUUUUAUAUCCCUCAUCAAUAAAUCUCACUCUUUUGAAACAAUUAAAGUUGAUCGUAAUAUAGUUAAGCAAAUCACCAUGUUUUUCACUUGGAUAAAAUAAAAUACUAAUAAUGAGAUAGAAGCAGAAAGACCCCUAAAAUCAAUCCCAAUUCUAAAAUUCCAACCCUUAAUUUGAAAAUUCUUUGUGACAAAACCAUCUUUGGCGCUAGAGAGGGAAAAAUAUAUGGCUAAAGCAAAGCAUCAAAAGCCCAAACCUAGAAAACCAGCCAAACAGACCCACAGCAAGAAGCGGGGAGGAAAGCAAAACGAUGUUUCUGAAUUGCGGGAGCAGCUUGAUGCUUUGGGUUUGAAGAUAAUUCAGGUGACUGCAGAUGGUAAUUGCUUUUUCAGGGCAUUGGCUGAUCAAUUGGAAGGCGAUGAGGAUCAGCAUGACAAGUAUCGCGGCAUGGUGGUCGGAUUUAUUAAGGAUAACCGCGAAAUGUUUGAGCCUUUUGUGGAAGAUGAGGUUCCGUUUGAGGAGUACUGCCAUUCCAUGGGAGAGGAUGGUACUUGGGCAGGGCACAUGGAACUGCAAGCAGCUUGUCUUGUCACUCGCAGUAACAUAUGCAUUCACAGAAAUAUGUCUCCGCGGUGGUACAUACAAAAUUUUGACAAACAUGAAGCUCUGAUGAUUCAUCUUUCCUACCAUGAUGGAGAACAUUAUAAUAGUGUCCGCUCAAAGGAGGACACAUGCUCUGGACCAGCUAGGCCAAUUGUUAUAAAGCUAUGUCAAAAGGGUGAUGCUGAUCUUUCAGCGAAAUCCAAUCAACCGAAAGCAGCUGCCAGGAAGUCCAGAGAGGAAUGUCGAAGGAAUGCUUUAUCUGAAGACUCUAUCAAAAUGGUGAAGGCCGGAAGUGGAUGCGAAGAUGCUAGAAAAGUUGAACAGACCCCAAACAGGAAUAGUAAAAUGCGAUAUCACAAACCAGAUAUGAGCUCGUUUGUAUCUACUUCAGACGGGGUUCUACAACAAGUCGGUGGGGAUGUUGAUGUUGCAAUAGAAGUCCUUGUUGCUGAAGAAGGAUCUUCAGAUCAUAUAGUUGUUGAAGCUGAAUCUUAUCCCAUAAUCGAAACUUUUAAUGGAAAUGGUUUUCCAGACAAACACCAAGCCGAGAACAAAGAUCAGCAGAGGCUACUGGUUCAAGACACAACAAUCGAACUGGAUUUAUCUGGCAAUGAUGCGGAGACAAAUAACACAAAAGAUCCACAACCUGAUGAAAAGAAAAUCUCUAGGAACAAGGCUUGCCCAUGUGGCUCAAAAAAGAAGUACAAGUCCUGCUGCGGUACAGUUUCUGGGAGAUCAUCUGCCAGAUUUCCGGUUAACCAAACAGUGGACUAUGGGAAGAGCCGGAAGGACAGAAGGCAAGGUAGAAAAGGUGGCACGAUUCUCUCAAGUCCUGUUCAUUCUGAUGGAGGGCCGCCUGACAUGGGUGCAUUAUGCAUCUAACCACAUCUUCCAGGACAUUUCUGGAUCUAAUUGUGUCAAUUGAGGAGAAAUUGCUUUAUCUUAUUCCUGCAAAAAGGCAAGGCAGGAAAUACCGCUUACUAAAAUAUGGCUCAUACCCUUUAGAUUUGGCAUGGUUAGAAUUUAGUGAACUUGCAAGUUUUGACCCCUUUUGUUGUGUGAUAUUAUGUAGGUUCUAGUAUAGCUGUUUAAAGUGUAAAAUCAAUCGUUUAAAAGUGGAAAUAUAUAGUUAUAAUUUAUUUCCGUUUUAUAAAUGGAUAAAGAAGUUAAAUA
This is a messenger RNA of Salvia miltiorrhiza (redroot sage), 1853 nucleotides long. Its product is annotated as OVARIAN TUMOR DOMAIN-containing deubiquitinating enzyme 7. Lineage: Eukaryota; Viridiplantae; Streptophyta; Magnoliopsida; Lamiales; Lamiaceae. Gene Ontology annotation, molecular function: cysteine-type deubiquitinase activity. Gene Ontology annotation, biological process: protein deubiquitination. The transcript has 13 exons. Bases 303 to 1562 code for a protein of 419 amino acids. The record is from RefSeq and is a predicted model, not a curated record.